AUGACUGACACACGCCCCAAGUCCGCCGACCACGAUGCGCAGCUCGAGCAGCUCGACACUGUCCACACAAACCUGGAGAAGCCCUCGGGUCAUGAUGACAUGCCCAUCGUGGACGAGCAUUUCCAGGCCGUGUCCCGUCGCGUCGUGCGCAAGCUGGACAUGACGCUGAUGCCCAUCAUCUGGCUGCUGUACCUGUUCAACUAUCUCGACCGGACGGCCAUUGCCCAGUCCAAACUCAACAGUAUCGUCGAAGAUCUCAGCCUGACUGGCACCCAAUUCAGCACGGCAGUGUCCAUCCUCAACGCUGGAUACAUGCUCAUGCAGAUCCCGAGUAACAUGAUUCUCACCCGUGUCCGGCCAUCCCUCUAUCUACCCGUGUGGGCCUGUAUCUGGUCCGUCGUCUCCGCGAGCACGAGCGCCGUCCACAACUUUGGCCAGCUCAUCGCCGUUCGAUGUCUCCUGGGCAUUGCAGAGGCCCCCUUUUUUCCCGGCGUCUUCUUCCUGCUCUCUUGCUGGUACACCAAGGCCGAGCUUGGUCUGCGCAUGGCCAUCUUGUACUCUGGUCUCGUGAUCGCCACAGCCUUCUCGGGUCUCAUUGCCGCUGGCGUCUUUGCCGAACUUGACGGAGCCCACGGACUCGCCGGCUGGAAGUGGCUCUACAUUAUCGUGGGCUCGGUAAACAUGGGCCUCGCCCUCCUCGCCUUCUUCCUACUCCCUGACUUCCCCGAGUCCAACACGGGCAGCCAGAAGUGGCUGCUCACAGAGGAGGAGCGUCGUGUGGCAAACCAGAGGAUUUCCAUGGACCGCAUCGUCCAGGAGAGCAACCGGUCUGUCUGGUGGGGAUUCCGUCGUGCCGUCACAGACUAUCGCACUUGGACCUUUAUCUUCAUGCUCAUCUGCAACCACGCCGCGUAUGGCUUCAACUACUUCUACCCCUCGAUCGUCAAGGGUUUCGGGUUCGGGUCCAGGACGAUCACCCUACUCUGCACAGCGCCGCCGUUCCUCAUCGGCGCGCUCGCCUCGCUCUUUGUCUCCUGGUCGAGCGACAGACGCAACGAGCGAUCGCUGCACAUUGCCAUCCCUAUGGGCCUCUCCAUUGUGGGCUUCAUCAUCUCCGUGUCGACCCUCAACGGACCCGCGCGCUACGUCGCCUCGUUCCUGUACGUGACGGGCUGCUUCGCGGCCAACGGGCUCGUGUACUCGUGGGCGGCCAGCGUGCUGAACCAGACACCGGAGAAGAAGGCGGUGGCGACGAGCAUGAUCAACGUGCUCGCGCAGCUGGGCAAUAUUAUGAGCCCCUACUUCUUCCGUGACCAGGAUGAGCCGCGCUAUAUGAUGGCCAUGAUCCUGCUGAUUGUGUUUGCCGCCCUCAGCGGUGGUACGUGCCUCUUCCUCAAGUGGGAUCUGACGAGGGCGAACAAGAAGAUGGCAGAGGAGGCCUCGAUCUACGGGACGGAAGCGAGGCUGUUUACGAGCUAGGCAUGCCGAUGAGCCUCCAGCUGAGUGCAUGUGCCAAGUGCGAUGAAUCUAGGAUUCAUAUACAGGAAGAUGAGUGGCACAGGUUGAACAUAGUCCGCAAUAUUAAGUCGUAUUGAAUAUCAGGGAUUCAGCAUUCAGCAGUGCUCGCCUGUCAUGACUCAAGACCAUGUAGCCGACU
This is a messenger RNA of Emericellopsis atlantica, 1657 nucleotides long. RefSeq names its product major facilitator superfamily domain-containing protein. Gene Ontology annotation, molecular function: transmembrane transporter activity. The transcript has 5 exons. Gene Ontology annotation, cellular component: membrane. NCBI's taxonomy places the organism in Eukaryota, Fungi, Ascomycota, Sordariomycetes, Hypocreales, Bionectriaceae. Gene Ontology annotation, biological process: transmembrane transport. The coding region runs from base 1 to 1479 and encodes 492 amino acids. The record is from RefSeq and is a predicted model, not a curated record.